Molecule: messenger RNA, 2217 nt
Organism: Amborella trichopoda
Lineage: Eukaryota; Viridiplantae; Streptophyta; Magnoliopsida; Amborellales; Amborellaceae
Product: protein MOS2
Biological process (GO): mRNA splicing, via spliceosome
Cellular component (GO): spliceosomal complex
Molecular function (GO): nucleic acid binding
Source: RefSeq, a predicted model, not a curated record
UUGAAAUUCCACGGCUUUGUCUCUCUAAAAUUGAAUAGGAUUUACAGGAUACACGCAUGCAAUACACCUCUCUCAAAGCUCAACCUAUUUUCAAAACCCUCGCCCCUCUCUCUCAAAGCCCUUCCUUCUCUCUCGCAAAGCCUCCCUCGCCAGUCUCUUUGAACCCUCUGUGUCCUCUCUCACAGACCCACAAUCGAGGAUCAAGCUUUCAUCUUCUUCAACAAGGGAGCAUGCAAUAUCCGAUUUUCAAGAGAAUCAUCUGCUUCCCCCACUCUCAGUAAAGUAGUAAUCCAAAAUCUGAAGGAGUCUCUUGCCUUCUAUCUGGGAACCAAGUUGUUUGACCUCUUUCCUGUUUCUUUUUCUUCCUCCAGUUCUGCUGUUAGUCCUCAGAGCUUGGGAAAAAUUAUGAAACUUUCGUUUUCUCUCUCAUCCAAGCGCUCCUCUAGACCUAGACCCACUGAUUUUGGAGAGAGAAACACAAAUGAAGAGGAACCAAAAGCAGAAUUUGUGACAGAAUUCGAUAGCUCAAAAACCCCAUCUGAGAAAUCCAGGCUUGUGAUCCCAAGACAAGAGAGCUCAUGGAGAGCAGAGAAAAAUAUGAAGAACAUCAAACCAGAAGAGACCCACUUGGAAUUUGAGAUUAUUACCCAUGAAACAUCCAUUGAAAGUGAUGUUGGGUAUGGCCUAAACCUCAGAAACAAGUCUAAUGGAGGGGAUAGCAAGCGAGAGAACGAAGACAUGGGUAAUUCAGGUCUCUCAUGUAUGGAGCCGGUGGAGGCGACUGAGGUUGAUGCCAAGAGAAAGAAAGACAUGGGCAAUUCAAGUUUUCCAUCUGUGAAGCCAAAAAAUCUCGAUUCUGAAUUGGAAGAGGAUGGUGGGCUCGAUGAAUUCUCUGAUAUGCCAAUUGAGGGUUUUGGGGCCGCUGUUCUUGCUGGUUAUGGCUGGACUGAAGGCCAAGGCAUAGGUCGAAAGGCCAAAAAAGAUAUUCAGGUGGUUCAGUACAUUCGAAGAGCAGGGAUGGGUGGGUUAGGGUUUACUCCUUCCUCUGUUCCAGAGAAGAAGCAAAAGAAGUAUGUCAAGCCUGGAGAGAGCAGGGAAUCGAGGCCUGAGCUUAUUGCUCCGAAAGGAUCCAAUGGUCGAAUCAGACAUGCGGUAGGGAUUGACGAGAAACUUGUACCAAGAGAGAUUAAAGGGUUUUUUGUAGGAAAAAUUUUGCGGGUUAUUGGUGGUCCUCAUUUGGGUUUGAAGGGCCAGUUGAUUGAGAUUUUUGGUGAUGAUGGGUCUUCUCAGAAGAUUGGUUUGAAGCUUUUGAAGAGUGAGGAAAUGGUGGUGGUGGAUAGAGAGGAACUAGCUGAAUUGGGUUCCCUUGAGGAAGAUAAAUGCUUGAAAAGAAUGCGUGAAUUGAAGCUUGAGGGUGAUGGCAAUAGGCUCAAGCACUUACGGAGGGAUGAGCGAGAGAGCCAUAAUGGUGAGUUUGGUAAAGAGAGAAAGGCUGAACCAUUACAUGGGGAUGUGUCAAGGCAUGAUAGAGAGAGGGAAAGGAGUAGCUCGAAAAGAGAAAAGGAAGAUAGAAGGAAGAGAGAGAAGUCUAGACAUCAAGGAAGAAAGAGUGGAGAAAGAGAUGGUAAAAGCAUUAGAGAAGGGGUUGAGACGGCUCCACUCUCUUGGCUUAGAAGUCAUAUCAGGGUCAAAGUUGUUAGCAAGGAUUUUAGAGGGGGUAGAUUGUAUUUGAAAAAGGGUGAGGUCAUGGAUGUAGUAGGUCCAUUAACAUGUGAUAUAACUAUGGAUGACAGUAAAGAAGUUAUUCAAGGAGUGAAUCAAGAGAUUUUGCAGACUGCUCUACCACAGAGAGGAGGCUAUGUUCUUGUUUUGCUUGGAAAACACAAGGAUGUCUUUGGUAAGCUGGUAGAGAAGGACUUGGAUAAAGGUAUUGGGAUAGUGCAAGAUGCAGAUACGUUUGAAAUGGUCUCUGUGGAACUCGAUCAAAUUGCAGAGUACACUGGAGAUCCUGGUUGUAUUGGCUAUUGAUUCUCUUGUAAUCCUCAAUAUAUUAACUUCGUCUAGAAUGAAAUAGAGGCAAUCUCAUAGAGGAUGCACUGUAUUUAAGAGGUAAUUUAGUAUUACAUGCUGCUUAUGUGUGGAUUGUAUAAUUUUAUGGACAUCAAAUACUACUGCUACGUAUUAUUUUGUUAAAGCAAUGUUGAUACUUUUUGCUGA